GCGGCUCCUCCUCUCCACGCUUCAGACCUGCGGCCACAUCAGCGGGACGCUUGGUCCCCGUUAAAACACUGUGUCCUGUGUCCGGUAACCGGCGCGUCUCCGGUGCUCCGGUUCAUCCUGCUCAUCUGUGUGUGAGCUCUCAGAGGGAGUAACGGGGAGGACGGAGCGGGAGGUGAUGGAGCAGUCCCGUUAAAGUUGAAGCCUGAAGAGAAGCUGAGUGUGUGUGUGUGAGAGUGUGUGUGUGUGUGUGUGUGUGUGUCUCCGGUGCUCCCGCCGCGCUCUGUGAGCGGCUGCUCCCCGCCUCAGAGGCCAUGGGCUGCGGCUUACGGAAACUGGAAGACCCGGAGGACAGCAGCCCCGGGAAGAUCUACUCCACCUUAAAGAGACCACAGGUGGAGACUAAGACUGACACUGUGUACGAGUAUGUGCUGCUGGACUUCAGCCUGGAAGGCAGUCGCCCCACGGUUCAGUAUGUGGCUUCCCUCUCUGAGCUGCCCCAGGCCCUGCAGCCCUACUACACACAAGGCUACGUCCUGGCCGCCCUGCACCCCAUCAUCCUGUCUGUGGGCCGAACCCGCUCGCUGCCCUUCAGUUUGCUCUACAGAGCCAUCCUGGCCCGUCCCAGACCCAGUAAGCAGAUGGCGUCCAUGUGUUACAGCGUGCCCAUGUUGAAGGUGGAGGAGUGGCCGUUACCUGGAGAGUCACUGACGGGCGACACGGUCAGAGCGCUCAUCGACAGGGUGAACAGCAGCGCCCGGGGCGGCGUUCGAUUCGUUGGCUCGGUCCUCCAGCAGGUGAGCGGGAUCACCAACGGCAGGGUGCACAGUCCGAAGAGGGGCUGCCGCUCCCCUCCACGCACCCCUCCUCAUACUCCGCCUGGAGACAGAGAGCUGGAGGAGAACACCUACAGUCCAGACUUGAGGCUGCUGGUCUUCUUCCACUCCUGGGCUCCUGGCUGUGCUCCUCUGGACUCACUGGCCUGUCAGUACCACCAGGGGGCGCUCUCCAUGCGUGUGUCCAGGAAGGGUCAGGUGGUCAGCUCCCUGGAAGCUGAUUGGCUGGAGCUGACUGCCGCCUACUACCGGAAAGGCUGGUCAUUGGUGGACUCGUUCGUCUACUGGGACACGCCUAAAGGCGAGCCGGUGCCACGAUCACUGGAGGGACUGUUUGUGUAUGAGGAGAGAAGCACCUCUCCUCCUGCCAAUGACACCAUCGUCGUGGAGCAGUGGACUGUCAUCGAGGGCUCCAACGUGAAAACAGACUAUGGGCCCCUCCUUCACACUCUGGCAGAGUUUGGUUGGCUGCUCACGUGUGUGCUGCCCACUCCCAUCAUCCGACACGACAGUGAUGGGAACUUGGCCACAAAGCAGGUUGUGUUUCUCCAGCGGCCGGUCAGAAGUCAGGCAGCAGCUCAACCCAGGAACCAGUCUUUAUCUGUGCACAGCGACGUGUCCAGUCGCUCUGUGAGUCGAGCGGUCAGCAGCCCCGUCCCUCCAGAGGAGCUGUCUCCGACCGCCGGAGGCAUCGGGGGCUUCCCGGUGUUCGGAGGAGGGUAUCCCAGCGCCCUGUCUCACCUGGAGGAAGGAGGCUUUGAGCAGGAGGAGGGGAAAGCUGAGGUCACCUGUAUGUGAGCAGGGCAGACGGACGGACGCAGACUGAAGCUGAGGAUUUAAACGUUAAAAAAUGACCUGAACUCUGGGAAAUCCACAGACUGUUGAUCACGUUCAUUUUAACAGAGACUUUAAUGUAGAAGAGCGCCGCACUUUUUAAAAAACGUUUUUAAUGAAGCCAUAAUGAGGUAUUAUUUACAUCUACGUCCAAACUUUUAUAUUCAGAUCUGUUGGGGAGAGACACGGGCACGUCCAUGGGAGACACUUUACACUUUAAUGCUUCUGUUUUUCUGAUGAGUUCAGGUGUUCUUGGGAAAUUGCUCCGUUACUAUAAAGCACAGACUUCUGCACAGUUUGGGAACAACACAGGAGGUGAGAUGAGGAACAGAGGGCUCUACUUUCUUUUGACGCAGCUCACACGUCUUACAGUUUAACACAUUUUUGUUUCCCCUCAGCCUUUUUCUUUAGUGUCACAUCACCCUCACCUCAAACUCACAGCUCCUCUCCUCGUUUGUAGACGGAGGCAGGAUGUGAAUAUUUAUCAGGGAGUCUGUCACAGUUUUCCUGUGCACAUCGGUACUGAAAAUAGUACUGCCUGACAUCAUACACUCACACAGAGAACAGUAUUUUCCUGUGACAUCACAGCCAGCGAGGUGCUACCAGGAACUUUUCAGUGUUGUAAACUGGAGACAUUUUAUAUAUCAGUGUUGACCCCGUCCUCAUGUUUCAUCUGACUGGUGCCAUUUUAAAAUAACUCUGGAAACGUCUCAUCAUGCAUUCAUUUAUUAAGUGUUAUUUUAUAUUUCCUCUGUGAUACUUUCCUCAGACGAGACUGCAGACUGCUGCUUUACAGCUGACAUGGUACUGGACACACACCUGAUACUUUCUCUGUGAGGAUGAAGUAAAGAUGAAGACGAUAUAUUUUAGUUUUAUUUUAAGGGAACUCCACCGAUUUUACACAUCAAAGUUUGUGUGCGGGUUUUUGGGAAGUACGAGUGCAUAUGUGGGAAAAAAGGUUGUAUUGACGAACGGUUGGGGCUGAAGAGAAUCUGUGGAAGCUCAUUUCUGCCAGUGUGAUAAGAAAAGAUCCUGUCAGACAAUAUUAUGAGACUUUCUCAAAUAAAGACUUGUCACAAAAAAAACAGACUAGUAUCUCAAGAUAACAUGAAAGACUUUGUAUCUUAAAAUAAUGUGAAACAAUGCUAAUUCAUUAUUAGAUUUAAGAGUCGCUUUUGAGAAAGUUUUUUAAUAUUUUGAAAUACUAACUCUACAUUGAGAGAGUUCCUUUUUAUUUUGAGGUAAUGAAGUCAUUAUUUUGGGCGAGUUUCUCAUUAUUUUGUGAUACUGGGUAAUUAUUUUUGAGUAAUUAUUUUUUAUUAUAUUUGGAAUAUCUCAUUACGUUGAGAACAUUUCUCUAUUUCAGAAGUGACUUUAAGAAAGUUUGUCAUUAUUUUGAGAUCAGUCAUUUUUGAGAAAAUGCAUAAUUAUUUUGGAACACAAACUGAUUACAAUUAGAAUAUUUAUCUAUGUUUGAGAUAAGUCAUUAUUUUGAGAAAAAUCCUCCUUUUCACAAAGUUUGUCAUUAUUUUGAGAUCAGUUAUAAUCGAGCAUGUUUUCCAACAUUUCUCUGUUUCAAAAUAAGUGAUUUUGGGAAAGUAUCUCAGUUAUUUUGAGAUGCUAACUCGCUACAUUGAGGUUUUUCUAUUUAGAUUUUCAAGUCAUAGUUAUUUAAUGACACUGAGUCAUUGUUUUGAGAGUUUCUCAUUUUGUGAUACUCAAAGUUUCUUAUUAGGUCUCAUUUUGAGAUCCUAUGACUUUAUUUAGACGGAGUCAUUAUUUCAAGAUAAUUAAAGGAUAACCUGCAUUUUUCAACCUAGAUCCUAUUCCCCCAUGUAAAUUAGACAAAUUUUAAAUCUGGCCCAGUAUUAAGUGAACAGAGCAACAGGCUGUAAUGGAGGCACACAGGGCAAUUAACUAUAUGUCCAUUAAAAGUGGUUAUUUUUGCCCCAGAGCGACACAGACUGUUGUUGUAAGUGGCUGAAGCGUCUUUUUACCGUUUGCUUGAUCAGGUCUGUUGUUGCUUUGUUAAGCUAAAGUCUCCUUCUGAAAUAUCACGAGAUGUCACUUGUUGCAGUGGAAAAUUGAGUGUACAUAAAACCGUUGUUCACCUCAGUCUCUUUGACCAAUUUGCAUAAGGACAUAUGGCCCUUGUUGACAAAUGCCAAACUUAUCCUACAAGUCUUUAUUUUUUGAGAUAUUGUCAUUAUUUCCAGACGGUUUCUCAUGACUAAGAUCUUUUCUGUCAUCACAUUGGCAGAAAUGUGUUUCCACAGUAAGACAAGUUUGAAAGUGUGAAGAAAUCUGGGGAUUUGUUAGAAAGAAGUGUUUACCAGACCUCUGCAGGCUUAAUUUGCAGCUACUAGCUUAACACACCCAAAUCUCUUCUGAGCUGUUGGUGGUCGGGUUGCAUUGUGGGUAAUGUAGGCACCAGGUUUAGACCAGGAAGAAUAAUUUGUGAAAUUAAGAGACGACUCCUUUAUAAAAGUGUCCACUGAGUCUGAGAAUGUUUCAGGAGUGAAAGUGUAAAAUCGGUGGAGUUGUCUUUAUUAAACGCCAUGAAAGGGAUGUUGUUUUAAAGAAGAUAUGAUGCUGCUGUAUAUAAAUAUAUUAGAUGUUAGUCAUCAUUGUGCAGAUUCUGACUUACUGUGAUGCAUGUUAUAUUGCGUCUUUGGGGGGAAGUAAUGAGAUCAAAGGAACUGAGAGUAUAGUUUUAGGUUUCUAGUGAUGUACACACACACACACGCCGCCCACAUCUUGACUGCUCCAUGUUUUAAAUGUGUUACGCUCCACAAACUCCCCGUCAGAGUUUACUAAAUGUCAGUAUUAAUAUUCCAGCCUUUCCUUUUUUUGGAGAGUUGUACAUUUUGCCUCCUUUUUUAUUGCAUUAAACACUAUUUCCCAUGGUUUGUGCGUCAUGUCUGAUUAGCAGCGUCUUCUGCAGUGUUGGUUAUGACUCAGUCUGGUUAUGAUUAAUCAACACAAGUGUCAGAUUUCACACCCGUCUGCAGGAAAACACUGAAUAACUUUCAAAUGUCCACACAGCCACCUGAAUAAUAGGUCUUUUUUAUUAACAGACAUCAUGAAAAUGUCGACAGUAACAAAAUUUUUUAGUCCAUUUAAAAAAAAAAGUGGGUUUGGAUUGACAAGACUCCUCCCACAAAAUAACUUAAUGAGGGGGAGGGUAAAAGAAGGGAGGUUGUGCUCCGAUACGUAAAUGUGGCCAAUA
This is a messenger RNA of Epinephelus fuscoguttatus (brown-marbled grouper), 4896 nucleotides long. RefSeq names its product raftlin family member 2 (gene rftn2). Bases 312 to 1631 code for a protein of 439 amino acids. The transcript has 9 exons. NCBI's taxonomy places the organism in Eukaryota, Metazoa, Chordata, Actinopteri, Perciformes, Serranidae. The record is from RefSeq and is a predicted model, not a curated record.